AUGCAGCGCAAAAGUGAUCGUUACAAAUUUAAUGAACGAUGUAUGAAUAGACAAAAGGAUGAGCUAGAACGUUUUGGAGUACAACCUUUGCGUGCUGUUGUUGCAGUUAAGAAUAGUUCACUUUGGCUGCGCUGUUUUGAAUGUCUUCAUCCAGACGAUGCUGAUGAAUUAGAAGAUAAAUGGAAACCAAGUCCUUCGGCUAUUGGGCGCAGAAUACAGUCAGUGCUUAAAUUCAUUAAGGAGAAAAUAGCUCAAGCGCGAAAACACAAAAGAAGACCAACAGUUAUCGAUGAAUUGGCUAAAUAUUACUGGCAAAAAAGUGUUGAAUUCAAUAGAACUCGAAUAUGGAAAAAAGCAUCUCAAACGUUUGACGACAAAGGGAGAGGCUUACAAGAGGAAGUAAUGAAUUUUAUUGACAGAAUUUUUGCCAAAGACAAGGAUAAGGAGGAGCGAGUAAUGGCGGUCAUUGGACGAACGCGAGUAAUGGCGGUCAUGAGAACGACUGAAUUUUUGUCUUUAUUGGUUUUAAUGUGA
This is a messenger RNA of Meloidogyne enterolobii, 534 nucleotides long. NCBI's taxonomy places the organism in Eukaryota, Metazoa, Nematoda, Chromadorea, Rhabditida, Meloidogynidae. The record is from the annotation of a GenBank genome assembly.